AGGAGAGAAGUGCGAUCCCGUGCUGGAUGGAUGGUUAUGGGGAAAGGCGCAGGACCCUCGGCGCUAGAAGUCGGCAAGAUCCUCACAAUAUUUCUUUACCUCUUCCCUGCAGUGAGUCUGCAGUGUAAGAUACUGAAGUGUAACUCGGAGUUCUGGGCCUCCACGUCCCGCGCGGGCCCGGAGGAGGAGUUCUGCACCGCCCUGCGCGCCUACAACACCUGUGUCCGCCGCACCGCCCGCACCUGCCGGGGCGACCUGGCCUACCACUCCGCCCAGCACGGCAUCGAGGACCUCAUGAGCCAGCACAACUGCUCCCGGGAGGGCCCCACCUCCCAGCCCCGCCCACGGACCCCGCCCCCGCCUCGCCCCGACAGCCAGGAGCGCUCGGACAGCCCGGAGCUGUGCCAUUACGAGCGAAGCCUGCCCCGCCACGCUGCUCCCCUGAACUACACCCACUGCGGCUUCUUCGGGGACCCGCACCUGCGCACAUUCAGCGACGACUUCCAGACCUGCAAGGUGGAGGGGGCGUGGCCUCUCAUCCACAACAAGUACCUGUCCGUGCAGGUGACCAACACGCCAGUUGUGCCCGGCUCCUCAGCUACAGCCACCAGCAAGCUGACCAUCAUCUUCAAGAACUUCCAGGAGUGCGUGGAUCAGAAGACGUACCACGCUGAGACGGAUGAGCUGCCAGCGGCGUUCGCGGAUGGCUCGAAGAAUGGCGGGGAGCGGCACGGCGCCGGCGCCCUGCGCGUGGUGGAGAAGGUUCCGGGCCAGCACGUGGAGAUCCAGGCCCGCUACAUCGGCACCACCAUUGUGGUGCGGCAGGUGGGGCGCUACCUCACCUUCGCCGUGCGCAUGCCCGAGGAGGUUGCCACCUCCACCGAGGACGGCGACAACCAGGACCUGUACCUGUGUCUGCACGGUUGCCCGCUCAACCAGCGCAUCGAUUUCCGGACCUUCAGGGCACGGGCGGCUGAGGGCCACGCCCCUGCCGUGCGGGUUAGGGGGGCCACCCCUCCUCACCACGGAUUCACAUACUCAUCAGCGGUGGCCAAGUGCAAAGAGCGCCUCCCGGUGGAGGACCUGUACUUCCAGUCCUGCGUCUUUGACCUGCUGACAUCCGGAGACGUUAGCUUCAGCCUGGCGGCCUACUACGCCUUCGAGGACGUGAAGAUGCUGCACUCAAACAAGGACAGGUACCACAUUUUUGAGAGGCCCACGGGGGUGGGGAAUUCAGCCGCCCGUGGCCCCUCGGGCACGCCGCUGCUGUUCCUUCUGGCGCUGUUGCUGUGGGUACAGUGUGGUUUCACGCAGCUAUAGCAACGCCGUGGUAACAUGGCGCUUGCACAGACCCCUGCCCGCAAAACACUCCAUUUCACCAUGUCGGACCUCAACUCUCGUUCCCUUGGUGCGUGCUUGGGGUGCACAUGUUCCCCACCUUCCCCCAGACGAUGGGGGCAAGGGCAGGGCACAGUGCUUCAACCACAG
This is a messenger RNA of Megalops cyprinoides (Indo-Pacific tarpon), 1488 nucleotides long. Its product is annotated as repulsive guidance molecule A-like. Gene Ontology annotation, biological process: BMP signaling pathway. Bases 31 to 1320 code for a protein of 429 amino acids. Gene Ontology annotation, cellular component: plasma membrane. Gene Ontology annotation, molecular function: coreceptor activity. The record is from RefSeq and is a predicted model, not a curated record. Lineage: Eukaryota; Metazoa; Chordata; Actinopteri; Elopiformes; Megalopidae. The transcript is spliced from 3 exons.